Messenger RNA from Bombina bombina (fire-bellied toad), 988 nucleotides. It is a transcript of the gene UCMA, whose product is annotated as upper zone of growth plate and cartilage matrix associated. The record is from RefSeq and is a predicted model, not a curated record. The coding region runs from base 95 to 511 and encodes 138 amino acids. NCBI's taxonomy places the organism in Eukaryota, Metazoa, Chordata, Amphibia, Anura, Bombinatoridae. Gene Ontology annotation, cellular component: extracellular matrix. Gene Ontology annotation, biological process: embryonic skeletal system development; regulation of osteoblast differentiation. The transcript has 5 exons.
CCCUGCCUCACCUUCCUACCAUACACAUGAGGAAUUUGUGACCUGUCUUCAGUCCCCAGCUGCAUACUGACAAGGAGAGGAGAACUCUGUAAAGAUGAGCUGGAAGCAAGUUCUGUUUGUGUCCUGUGCCGCAGCAGUUGUGCUACUGGCUAUUUUGCAGGAAGGUGAAAGUGCCGCAGUUAGAAACAGCGAUGAUGUUGCUGCAGACAAGAAGCAAAAUUUGAAAAGUAAGAUUUUCUUGCCAGACUCUGAAGCGUCAAACUUCUUCAAAAGACGAGGAAAGAGAUCGCCCAAAUCUCAGGAUGAAAUUAACGUUGAGAACCGACAAAAGCUGACAGCAGACGAGCAAAGGAGAGAGUACUACGAAGAACAGAGGAAUGAGUUUGAGAAUUACGUAGAGGAAGAACAGGAUGAGCAAGAAGAACGCAGCCGAGAACAAAUUGAACAAUGGCGCCAGUGGCAUUACGAUGGCUUGUCACCUUCCUACCAUUACCAGCGUCAAAACAUUUAAAAUGUAUAGGAAAACUAACUACUAAUAGAUAUAAUCUUUUACUUCCAUACAAAACCUUGUACUAAAAACAGACAUGUAGCUAAAAAAAGAUUCAGAGCAGUAUAGUAUAAUAAAGAUUCACAUUCACACACGUUAGUCUUAUAGAUUCUAAUAUAUCUUGUGUGUUACUUAUCCUAAUUGUUCGUAAAGUAUCAUUUCCUUUUGUAAAAUUAUGUUUUCUUCUUUACUGCAGUAGGCGUUUUCAGUGCAAAAUAUUUAAGUGCAUAAUAGCGCAUUUACGUAAUCUUUUUGUUCUAAUGGUAUAAAAGUAUCUAUUUGGAAAACAAACAAAUUUUUAAACGUAAAUAAUAUGUUAUACAUUUUAUGUUAACUUUUUUUUUUUUUUUUUUUUUUUAAAGGUGGUAAUCAAACUAGAAUAACAUCAGAAAAAUGUUGUUAAAGUGAAUAUAAAAAAGAACAAUAAAUGUCAUUGAUACA